UACGGCGUGGAACAUGUCAGCAAGCCAGUGUCAAUAUCACGGCAUCGGCCUUUGGGCGCAAUUGUUUGCGAGGAGGCGGCGUAUCAAUUCGAGUCGAUUUGCGAUUUCGAUUGCCACUCCCAUUGGAGCAGUUGAGUUCCUCGCCACCGUUAUGACCCCCCAAUAUCCGUGACCCCCGACCCCUGACCCCUGACCCGGGGCCAACUGGGUGACAUCGGGAGUCGCAGGCUGGUUUAUGUGACAACAUUGAUGGCAGUUUUACGAGCCAUUUUCCCAACUCUACAUGCCGAAAACAAGGCUCCACAAAUUGCUUGGAGUUUUCCAUAGACAUGGUACUCUGGCUGAAACAGAUCUCGAAAUGGAAAGGGAGGUGUAGGUGUAGGUGUAGGUGUAGGUUUAGGUGUUGGCGUUGCAAGGCCAGGAAGCGGGGCGAGGAGGAAGUGCGUCAAACGGAGAAUGAAUUGUGGCUGGAGUUCUACGGCCCAUAUCUGCACAUCUGGCCAUUUCAAGAGCUCUGUUCCAGAUUGGAGACGAAUGUCCGUCAGGGCCUAACGGCAAAGGCGGCGGCCGAGAAGCUAGCCCGAAACGGCAAGAAUGUCCUGCCGCUUCCCCUUAAACAGGAUGUGCAGUUUUGGAAAUUUAUAAAGGACUGCUUCAGCAUCUUGGGCAUCUUCAUUCUGCUGUGUUCCUUCGCCUGCUUUGCCAUAUACUUCACAUUCGAAACUGACUCAAAAGUCAAAGGAAAAACCGAUCCAGAGUUUUUAGUAGCUGGAAUCAUCCUGCUCUUCUGUUUCUUUCUCUCAGGACUCGUGCUCUAUCUGCAAGACGACGACAACGAGGAUAUGGUCAUGGCAUUCGAUGAGUUAAUGCCCAUGUACUGCACUGUGUUAAGGGACGGGAAAAAGAUGGUCAUCCUCACCCAGGACGUGGUCAUUGGCGAUAUUGUCCCCAUCAGAUACGGCCAACGGAUUCCUGCCGAUCUCCGAUUCUUCAGCUCCUCGGGUCUGGAGGUUAACAACGUGGCUCUGACAGGAUACUCCAAGCCCGUGAACAUCAUUCCGUUAGCGAACGAGGGACGGCAGCGAUUCUCCAGAGUGGAAUACAUAGGGGACUUUUAAACUAUUACUCUGCCACACUUUACUAAACAUUCUUUUAACAUUUUA
Drosophila gunungcola (fruit fly) is the source of this 1163-nucleotide messenger RNA. RefSeq names its product sodium/potassium-transporting ATPase subunit alpha-A. Gene Ontology annotation, biological process: proton transmembrane transport; potassium ion import across plasma membrane; intracellular potassium ion homeostasis. Lineage: Eukaryota; Metazoa; Arthropoda; Insecta; Diptera; Drosophilidae. The transcript has 2 exons. Gene Ontology annotation, molecular function: P-type sodium:potassium-exchanging transporter activity. The coding region runs from base 330 to 1118 and encodes 262 amino acids. The record is from RefSeq and is a predicted model, not a curated record.